AUGGAACAUAUUUAUACACGAGAUUUCCGUUUGUUAGAAAGUAGUCAAACGGCCAUGACCAGAACCCUGAUGGUGCAUCGGCCACCACAGUGUCCUUCAUGCCACACUCAUUCCCACGACGAGCGAAUCGAUCUGGAGGAAUCAUAUAAUCCGCCGAUUCCUUCAUACAAUGAGGAAAACGCUAGGAAGGCUAUGCAAGAAAGCGAAAAUAUCGUUGUAACAGCUAGAAAUUCCACAUCAGACGAGGAGGAUUGGGAAGAAAAAGUAAACAAAUUCGGAUGGUCUGUGCAGCAGUUUAAACUGUUUGAUCGUGUGGCACGGCUGCUAGACAUGGAUCGAUUGGCCCGAUUGACAAAUACUGAAAAGCAGCAUGAGCCAGUACACCGUCGUACGGUGAUAGAUAAAUCUGUUAGCAGGUUCAGACAAGCAUUAGCCAGCGUUACUUGGGAAACUAGGCUAACGCAGUGGUUGCAUGUCUUAUUGAUUGAAAAUCUUCCACCCUGCUAUCUGGCAAUCUACAUCGAUAUAUUACAAACUCUGCACGCCAAACAACCAAAGUUGAUGAACAAAAUGAUCUUUGGCACUACGCUCAAUGUUGGCCAUGAAUUAUUAAGGCCUGUACUAAAGAAACCGUGGGAGCCGAUAGUAUCUCACAAAAAUCGAAAACUUCCCGGUCAGCCGUACAUUGUUGUGGUUCCGUCGGUUCCUAAUUUUUCUCAACCCACCGGUCGGCAACAAAAAUGGUUCAGUUUGUUUGCAACAAUGGCAUCAGUAAUUCCGAUACAGGCAUUACCAAUCAAAUCGAGCGUCAUGGAAAAACAGUCGCUGCAGGUAUUGGCCGAAAAUAUGGUGGCCACCACUCGAACAAAGAUUCAGCAAGUACGUAACACUACACCGAACCGAUCCAUCAUUCUAGUUGGAUUCGAUGCGGGAGCUUCUCUCGCCAUUCAAAUCGGAUUGGUAGAGUCUGUUAGUAGUGUAAUUUGUUUGGGAUUUUCAUACAACACAUACAACGGGUCCCGAGGAACUCCCGAUGAUCAUAUAGUCGACAUUGGAUGCCCUGUACUGUUCGUUAUUGGUCAAAAUUCGGCUCGUGCAAGCCACGAGGAAAUUGAAAUGUUAAGAGAGCGUAUGACUACACAAACAUCGCUCGUUGUCGUUGGAUCCGCGGAUGAAUGUCUUCGUGUUUCGAAAACAAAACGCAAAAUCGAGGGUGUUACUCAGUCCAUGGUAGACAAUAUGGUUGCUGAUGAAAUAGCUGAAUUUGCAACGAAUUGCUUGCUUAACCCGCACCGCCCAAAGCAAAAUGCCCUACCAGGACAAUUUUCAAAUGGGUCUUCGUCUUCAGUGACCCUAGAUCAAGGUGGCUCUUUAGCGCAACGGAACGAAGUUGAUCUUCCCUCACAACGUAAGCGGAAGUACACUCAUGAUCCGAAAGCUGAUUAUAAAUAUCAGAAAAAAUCAUAUAAUCGUCGAUCAACAAAACCAACACCAGAUAUCAAUCGCUCAUCUCAACAGCACUCACAAGAAGCGUUGGAUGUUGCCAUACAGAGCAUUUUGCCAACAACGCCCGAGAAACACAUAAAGAGCAAUCUUUGCCCAGAGGAAACGGUCAAGUACGAUGUGCGUGAAUCUGGCAAUACGCAGAUUAUAUCCGCUCUGGCUAGCACACCAUUAUUACUGCCUCCAUUGAAGCGCGACACCGCUCAAACGCCAAUAUCCUCGCUAGGUGGGUCCCUCCAGUCGCGUAAUGUGAAUGUUAAAUUGAUCGAAUCAAAUCAACUCAUACAGUUGAAACCUACCGCUGGAACUUUGCAAAAAUUUUAUUCAACAAAAUCCUCUACCAAACCUGUCGUAUCGGUAAUGGCUAGCAAUGAUCCAGUAGUUCAUUCAGGGGAAAUAAGUAGCCCUCCCAAGUUUACGAUCUUUAGAAACACAGGAGCUAAGCCGACCGUUCUCAGCGAUGGCCAGGAGACGGAAGUCUCAGUUAGUAAAGCCACGAAAGAUUUGACAGAGGCUAACAUUUUUGAUCUACCAAUUGUUUUUGCUGAUAAUGACGGGUAUAUUCAAGAAAAUUCGCCUGAGAAACCGAAGCAAGAGGUUCGACAGGUUAGCGCUGCAGUGGCGACGGGUGUAACGACUGCGACAAGCGGAUCACCUCCUACUGGAGGGGAUAUUUCCGGUACUGUGGGUGCGAUUCAGCCAACAAAUAAUCGCUUCGUCACGCUACAACAAGCCCCAGCGGGUGUCCCAGUUACGAUCGCAAAGACGAAACAAAUCGUUAACUUGGUCAUCAAUAAAGGAUCGCUUAAACCUAUUGAUGCUAGCAUGAUAGUUCCAAUGGGACCUAAAAUCAGCAGACCGCUAACAAUUACAUCUAGCAACCUCACAGCUGGCACUACAAGUAUGGCGGUUGUAUCCUCAAGUGCAAGCGUUCCAAAAUUUACCAAAGUGCUUUUAACAAAACCAUUAACGGCUGGAGGAAGUAGUGGUGGAGUCGUGAAAAAUUUGAGCGAACUGUUAUCCAGCGGCAAGGUUGAGUUCGUCAGCUGUGCUGGUGUCAAACAAACGGCUAUAACCGGCACACCCGUGACUAUGCCACAGGCAAAAUUUCAAUCCAUCGUAAUCAAUCCUGUUGUAACGAAUAAAUUACCCGAGGGUGGAACGAGUACUCCAACGGAGAAUGUUACAUUGACUACCAGUACUGCGAGUGGCAACGUUCCAAUCAUUGGCGGAAACAAAAUAUUGAUUAAAACGAGCCCUUCCGGGUUGAUCUCUUCCAGCUCAGCAACGUCCUUGGUAGGGCGAAAUGUGACGUUGAAACGAAUGAAUAUACUUACAACUUCUACAGGAAUUCAACAAAGCAGUCUAACAUCGACAGUUGUAACGACAUCAACGGAUGAUAUGGAAAAAGAUACAUGA
Anopheles nili is the source of this 2922-nucleotide messenger RNA. RefSeq names its product KAT8 regulatory NSL complex subunit 3 (gene Rcd1). Gene Ontology annotation, biological process: positive regulation of transcription by RNA polymerase II. Gene Ontology annotation, cellular component: NSL complex. The record is from RefSeq and is a predicted model, not a curated record. Lineage: Eukaryota; Metazoa; Arthropoda; Insecta; Diptera; Culicidae. Bases 1 to 2922 code for a protein of 973 amino acids. The transcript is spliced from 3 exons.